AUGAAAAUUAUAAUUUUCCUUGGACUCCUGGGAGCUACUCUGUCAGCCCCGCUUAUCCCACGGCACCUUAUGUCUGCUAGCAACAGCAAUGAGUUACUUCUGAACCUUAAUAAUGGUCAACUUUUGCCACUGCGGCUUCAGGGCCCCCUUGCUUCCUGGAUUCCUCCCUUCUCUGGCAUCCCACUGCCGCAGCAGGCUCCGAUUCCAGGACACUCUCAGAUCUCAUUGUCAACUCUGGACCAGUUUGUUGGACCGUACCCAAAUGAGAUCCCUUUCCCAAGACAAGUCAGUUUUGUCCAAGGAGCCCAGACUGGCCAGCUGGACCCCUCACAACCUCAAGCACCAUCGCAAACCCAACCAGGCCCUAAUCCUGUGUUGCCUUAUGUGUUUCCCUUCAAAACGCCUCAAGAACAAGCACAGACAAACCAGUACUACCCUGUUUACAUGUUCCUACCCUGGGAACAACCUCAGCAAACAGCCACACAGUCACCCCAGCAAACAGGGCCACAACAAUUUGAGGAGCAGAUACCAUUUUAUGCUCAGUAUGGAUACAUUACACAGCCAGCAGAAACUGGUGUAACAGAAAGACAGCAGCAAUCAGCACUUGAUCCGCUCCUGGGCACAGUGCCCGAAACUGUCCUAAUGCCAGGAGGAGGAGUGAUACCAUAUUUACAAAAAGAAGUGGUGAACUUAAGGCCUGACAAUGCAGGAGUGUUUAUGCAUUCAACUUCACCAAAACCCAGCACCGCCAAUGUUUUCACUUCCGGUGUAGACCCCACGAUUGCCUCCAUGCUUCCGGAAGAAAAGGCCAAGACUGAUAGCCUAAGAGAACCAUAGAUGGUGUUCUAACCAUUAAGAGUUUUUGAGAAAAAGAUGUGCAGUGCCUUGGACACCAUUUUAGA
Messenger RNA from Chinchilla lanigera (long-tailed chinchilla), 902 nucleotides. RefSeq names its product odontogenic, ameloblast asssociated (gene Odam). Bases 1 to 837 code for a protein of 278 amino acids. The record is from RefSeq and is a predicted model, not a curated record. The transcript is spliced from 11 exons. NCBI's taxonomy places the organism in Eukaryota, Metazoa, Chordata, Mammalia, Rodentia, Chinchillidae.